Molecule: messenger RNA, 9674 nt
Organism: Danio aesculapii
Lineage: Eukaryota; Metazoa; Chordata; Actinopteri; Cypriniformes; Danionidae
Gene: nr3c2
Product: nuclear receptor subfamily 3, group C, member 2
Exons: 9
Coding region: 379-3288 (969 amino acids)
Biological process (GO): regulation of DNA-templated transcription
Molecular function (GO): sequence-specific DNA binding; DNA-binding transcription factor activity; zinc ion binding
Source: RefSeq, a predicted model, not a curated record
UCGCUACGCAAGUCUGUCUGAGUCCACGGCUGUUUUUAUUAGUCUUCAGUUGGGCGCCUUCAACAAUCUAGUAGCAAUGUGCACGUAAACAGAAAAGUGUCGACAGGACGUUUCGCUGAAGCCGCUGUCGACUGUUGUGUGCGCGUACAGUGCGCUGUCGUUAAGGAGCUCGCGUCAUGCGCGCGCCAGUGUGCGGUGCGUUCAGCUGUCACAACUGAAACUAGUACAUGCAAGCAGUCGCAACACUGGGAAUACUUCUUAACACUACUUAACGUGUCAUUUUUUUCUCCGGGUUGUCCAUUGGAUUACUAGUGGCGAGCAGUAGAGGUAACUGUCAAAAUCGGAUGUCGUAAUUACGGUUUAUCAAAUGAUCCAGGUAUGGCGACUAAAAGAUACCAAAGUUGCUGCGAAGGGACAAAUGCAGAAAACAAAUGGGCACAGAUGCCAAACACCGUGGACUAUAUCUGCCCUGCAGAUGAGAGUUUGACAAACAGUGAUGUGCUCAUGGAUAUUGUUAACUCGAGCAAUACCCCUAACGUGCCAUCUAUCUGCAAGGACAACAACUUUAAGAAUACAGAGGCAACAAUGAUUAGAGUUAACCAGAAUCAACAAUUACCUUUCCCUACCUUCAACAACUGCUUCAACAACCGCAAGCCGGAAACAGACUCAAAGGAGCUUUCCAAAACAGUUGCGGAGUCAAUGGGCUUGUACAUGAAUGCUGCCAGAGAGGCAGACUUUGGCUUUUCCCAACAAGGUGCUGCAGGAGGGCAGGGUAGCCCAGGGAAACUGUAUCCUCUUUGUGGUAGAACAAAUGAAGAGAGCCAGGGCAAAACAAGUGGGAGCCCAAAGAUGAAAGCUUCCCCACCUUCAUUCCCAACUGGGGCCCAACUACCCAGUGGUGGACCUCAGGAGUGUGCUGUGGUCUCUGAUUCAGUUCCCUCUGCUCUGGCCACUGCUCUUUCGUCCAGCACUGAUGGGUCUGGUCCCAUGUCUAGUCCUACCGGACACAACAUGGUAUCGUCCACUACCAGCCCAACUUACUUUGACUCUGAUUGUCCGACGCUAGAUUCUGCAACCACCAGCUUGACCCAUUGUCAACACACCAGCCCUAACAUUUGCAGCCCAGUAAAGUCCAGCAUUGUGGGGUCACCUCCACUACCUAGUCCCCUCAGUGUAAUGAAGUCUCCAGUUUCCAGUCCUCAUAGUAUAGGCAGCGUGAGGUCACCGCUUUCUUGUAACACCAACAUGAGAUCAUCCGUCUCAAGCCCAACAAAUGGAGGCAAUACUUGUAAUAUUAAACCAUCCAUUUCCAGUCCGCCCACUGCUGGCAGCAUGUCCAUGUCCAGUCCCAGGAACUCAUCCAGGGGCUUCUCAGUCUCCAGCCCACCCAGUGGAUUGGGCCUAGUGCAAAAUGAUGUCAACAGCCCUGAGAGCCGAGAGCACGACUUCAAGGGAUUCGAGUUCCCGAAGGUAGAGAAUGUGGAUGGGGAGAUUUUUAACAUCGGCUUGGAUGCUAUGGGAGUGGCUAAAUAUAUCAAAAAUGAACCUGGCACUGAUUUCAGGAGUAUGUGCCUAGGCAGCAGCAAGAGCGCAAUGUCAAAUUCUCCUUUUGUAACUCACAUUAAGACCGAGCCAAACAGAGAGGUGACUUGCUCGAACCUCCAGUUUGUUGAACCGCAGCACUCUCUGGGCUGCUUUCCUUCGACAGAGACCACAUACUUGUCUUUGAGGGAUAAUAUAGACGAAUAUAGUCUUUCUGGGAUCUUGGGACCUCCUGUUUCGUCUCUGAAUGGCAACUAUGAACCUGGUGUGUUUCCUAACAAUGGCCUGCCCAAGGGGAUUAAACAGGAAACCAAUGAUGGCAGCUAUUACCAAGAGAAUAAUAAUGUGCCCACUUCGGCUAUUGUUGGCGUUAAUUCAGGUGGACAUUCAUUUCAUUACCAGAUUGGAGCGCAAGGAACAAUGUCGUUUUCACGCCACAAUUUGAGGGACCAGACAAACCCCUUGUUGAAUCUAAUUUCUCCAGUUACUGGAUUAAUGGAGACGUGGAAAACUCGCCCAGGCCUGUCACAGGGGCCCCUCUCUGCUAGAGGGGACGGCUAUCCAGGCGCAGUCUGCCUUACAGAAAACAUGGAAAGUGCAUCACUGAGACACACGUCUUCGACAGCCAAAGUGUGUCUGGUGUGUGGAGACGAGGCGUCAGGAUGUCACUACGGGGUUGUUACAUGUGGAAGCUGCAAAGUUUUCUUCAAAAGAGCGGUAGAAGGUCAACAUAACUACCUUUGUGCUGGGAGGAAUGACUGCAUCAUUGACAAGAUUCGGCGGAAAAACUGUCCGGCCUGCAGAGUACGCAAGUGUCUACAAGCAGGGAUGAAUCUUGGGGCACGGAAGUCGAAGAAGUUGGGGAAAAUAAAGAGCAUUAGUGAAGAUUCUUCACUGCAGAGCUCAAAGGAUGGCCCGUUUUUGACAUCCGAAAAGGAGUUGAGUUCCUCCACCGCUCUCGUCCCACACACCCCGACGGUCGCACCGUAUCUGACGCCGUCCGUCUGCAGCGUUCUGGAGCUCAUAGAGCCAGAAGUGGUGUUCGCUGGCUAUGAUAACACACAACCCGACACAACAGACCACCUGCUCACCAGCCUCAACCAGCUUGCCGGAAAACAGAUGAUCCGAGUGGUCAAGUGGGCCAAAGUACUUCCAGGUUUCCGCAGUCUACCCAUUGAGGACCAAAUCACACUGAUCCAGUAUUCCUGGAUGUGUCUCUCCUCCUUCUCCCUCAGCUGGAGAUCCUACAAACACACCAACGCCCAAAUGCUCUACUUCGCCCCGGAUCUAGUCUUCAACGAGGAGCGAAUGCAGCAGUCUGCCAUGUAUGAUCUGUGUGUGGGGAUGCGGCAGGUGAGCCAGGAGUUUGUUCGUCUUCAGCUCACAUAUGAGGAAUAUCUGGCCAUGAAGGUUCUGCUGCUGCUCAGCACAGUGCCCAAAGAUGGUCUGAAGAACCAAGGGGCAUUUGAGGAGAUGCGGGUGAAUUACAUUAAGGAGCUCCGCCGCUCUGUUGGGAAAGCCACUAACAAUUCUGGCCAAACAUGGCAGCGCUUCUUCCAGCUCACCAAACUUCUGGACGCCACGCAUGAUCUUGUUCGGAGCCUGUUGGACUUUUGUUUCUACACUUUCCGUGAAUCCCAGGCUCUGAAGGUUGAGUUUCCCGAGAUGCUGGUGGAAAUUAUCAGCGACCAGAUACCAAAGGUGGAGUCGGGACAAACACACACCCUCUACUUUCAUAAGAAAUGACUGAAAACUCACGAAAGUAGGGGAAAACGAAGGAUCAAAUGAGAGGAAAAGCAGAGGACACACAGCCCUCGGAGAGCGAACAAGAGCAAGCCCGCUAUGCACAAAGCAAGGCGUAAUAUGAGGCUUGGUUUAAAGCCAUAUAAGGCUUGUGUAGUGAGGGAAGGCAAAGAGAGAUCUCUGUACCCGGCCAACGGAGAAGAACUCAAAUUUCACGUGACAGUGCGUCCCUUACCCCCAAAGACAAUGCUGACAAUGUUCUAUAUGGAUAUGAAGCCAUAUUCUUUGGUAAAGCUAUAGUGCACAGUCACAUGUGAAUACAUCACACACAGAGAAAUAUGGGCCCACGUCUUAGACAUAUCCUUGACCUGCCAAUCUGCCAGUAAAUACCAUUGCAUUCUUAUGUAACAGUAAAAAAAAUCAGCGCUUGUAAAAUUCAAGGCGAGAUUCAGUAAUAAAAACUUCUCUUUAUUGCUGAUUGAGACAAAUAUGUCCAUAACUGUAUCACUUUUAUGAAAAGUUGAUUCGUCUGGCUUGUUUGGUAAGUAACGAGAGAGACUCUAAGGGCUACAAUAUGUUUAAUAAUGCUGAAUUGUGGCUAUUUAUUUCAUCUGCAAAAAUGGCAUCAAUGCAUAUUUUGAUGACUUGAAGUGUUUACAUAGUGAGUACUGGUCAUGCUGAUGAUUGAUAAGCUGAAUGGAAUGGCAGCUCAACAAGAAUGCUAUUGGAAAAGACUGAGAAAAAGUCUUAGGGUUAUGUAUUUAACCUGGCUCCCUGAUGGGAAGGAGAUGCUGUGUAAUGGUGUUGGUGCUAUGGGAACACUUUCUAUGUGAUGAUGUCUAAGGCACGUGUGUCUAGAACCCCAAUCUUGAUUAGCUAUGGUGGUCAAUAAAAGGGUGACUUGAUUUAGCAUGUACAGCGCAUGCUGGAGGGGGACAUGGAAGAACAAGCGGGACCCCCUGAUGGCAACUAAAUUUAUAUUUCUGCUCUUUUAAAUCUGCCAAACCCUCAAAAAGCAUGCUAACCUGGACUUAUGUACUGUACAUUCACACAAUGGCUUCCAGCGUAUAGUGUUAGAGGGGGCAAGAAAGUAAGGAAGUAGGAUUUACAGCAAGGAUGGGCAACUUGAGUUGUAGAGGACUGAUGUUCUACAGCAGGGGUGUGCAAACUCGGUCCUGGAGGGCCGGUGUCCUGCAUAUUUUAGUUCCAACCCCAAUCAAACACACCUGAACUAGCUAAUUAAGCUCUUUCUAGGUAUGCCAGAAACUUCAGCAAGGAGCGUUGAAGGAAGCUGGAGCUAAACUAUGUAGUACCGACCCUCCAGGAGUUUGGACACCCCUGUUCAACAGAGUUUUGCUCAAACACUAAUCAGACAAACCUGAACAAGCUAAUCAAUGUCUUCAAGAUGAUUAGAAAGCUAUAGGCAGGUGUGUUUGAUUAGGGUUGGAGCUAAACUCUGCAGGACAGUGGCCCUCCAGGUCCAAAGUUGCCCUUCCCUAAUGUACAGCAGUCACUUUCCUCUCUUUCAACAUUCUUAAUUCCUACUGGCAGAACACGCACAUACUUAUCUUGUGGUUUAUAGAAGAAGCAUUUUGAUAAUACCGCCAGUAUUGAAUAUACCGUAAAGAGCGACAAAUCGAUACUUCUGUAAAGUCAGUCCACUCAGCUACUCUGUCAGCAACUUUACUCUUCCCUACAUCAGUGAAUAUUACACAACAAGUAAGAGGGUUUUAUGUUUAAGUCUCUACCUAGUGCUCCUUCAUCCUCUCUUCAAACUCCUAGGGAUGUUUGGUAAUGCAGCCAACGUAUACACUGCAACCUGUAGGCUUAAAAUGCUUGAGGCUGGCAACAAAAGUGAGGGUGGAAUUCAGUCUAUUCUUGCCCUGCAGUGUGCCCAUUUCUCAGUCUGUCAUCUACGUACAUGAACAGUAGAAGGAUCUUAAGGCUUAGGCUGCUUGAAUCUACAGAUGGAAAAUAACCUCCCUGUGAUCCUCCCUGGAUUUUCUGUGUGCACGCCAUGUCCCUCCCCAAAACUUUGAAGAGGAGAAGCAUGGGCGGCUGAAUGACUAGGACCAGUUGCAUAGUUGAGACUCUGUACUAAUUUCUCCUCCUUGAUUCCCAAGAGGUUCAUUGACAGAUGCUGCUCUAUGGUCCAACCUGGUGCCAUAGCAGCAUCCUUGGGACUCCCUCUGGAGACAGUUGCUUGACAUGGGGAAGAAUAAUUCACACUACCAGUGAACUACACUACAUAAAUUAUUUACAAGAAGGGGUCACACACUACAAGACCUGACAACAACUUGGUCACCAAACAACUCUGUUCAGCCCUGAAACCGCAGCUAAUUAAAUUUUCUGGGUACAGCCUUCAGAAAAAGAACACUAUUGGGUAAAAACAUCAUCAUUUCUGUUGAGCACAUGAACACAGUGGCAAUUGAACCCAUGACUUGCUCACUCAUUGGCUGUAGCUCAUCACUACAAUCUGACCCCACUUGGUAUUGGUCAUCUGUGAGGUGUCGGUGACCUGUAAGCAAGCCUCAUUGAUGCAUUAUACAGUUCACAAAUAAAGACUGCGGAGCCUGAUUAAUUGCUGAUUACCCACGAUCACAUCCCGGUCUGUUGUCAAGCUCGUUAUAUCGCAAAUCAGUCCUAAAUCGGACUUAAAGUCCUGUAGUGUGAACAAGGCAUUAAGAUACCCUAAGAGAUCAGCCUGGGGAGCCUGUAACAUUGCUGUUGUGUUAGAACCUCACCACUAUGGCAUGCCAAUGCAUAAGCCUUGCCCACUAGGAGCAGCAAGAACCUUCAAAAGAGAUGCCAUGCUAAGAGAAGAGAUAGCUUACAAGCAUCUCUUCUACCAGGGGUAUAUUUCCAUUUCCACAGCGUUCCCUACCAUUCAAAUAAGUAGAACUGUUUGGGGCUACUAUGCUCUUAAGGAUGCAUAGUUUCUGUGGGGCCAGAAACUGGUCAUUAAGUCUCACUGGACAGAUCUUCUUUCUGUCUGUCUUCCAGUUUAGACUUGGGUCUAGCUGUGGCAUGGGUCAUAACCUCAACCAGGAGGAACUUCCAUCACAUAGAGUCCUUCAGAGUUGGAAAGGACUAAUAACCCGCUCUGAACUGGAUUGGAAGAGGCUGGAUUCAACCUGAGAGCUUCAGAUCUAGAGGGUGAAGUUUAAGAAAGGGAUAUACUCACCUCAAACUCUUCUGCCAGCUUAACCUGUGAUCCCCAAGAUCAAAGUUGUCAUGCCGUCUCAACAUCUCUUCAUUCAGCCAGGCGAGCACAGUUUCAUCACCGCAGUGCAAUCACAGUUUGAGUAGCCAGCUCCCUUGAGAGCUGAUAGAGCAUGCUUUGCUCCAAAACAAACACAAAAUGUGUGAAUCAUCCGCCAUUAUGAAGUGGGAAUAUUAUAGGGGAACAGAUUCCUGUAAACAAUAAAGCUGAUGACUUUUUGCUUUGACGUACUUUUAUAGCAUGGUAACAUACAAGUGAUGUCAUCUGACUGCUCUAGCCAAUCAGGAUUUGUGUGUGAAAUGUGCCUCAGGCACCUUUCACACUAAAGGUGUUCCCAUAGUGUUAACAUCAUGACACAGGGUCAAAGUUCCGCUGAAAGGGACCUUUUUUAUUUGCAAUGAGGCAAAUUAUGGCUCAUCAUGUACAAAGAAACAAGCUCGCACAGACACAUUUUAUGUGUGAGCUAGGACUGUAGCAGAUUUAGCAAAUUGUACCUAAGCUGUUACUAAACCAGCUCCUUUUUGACGUUAAAGAAAAUACACUACUAAUUUACAGUUUCAGAGGGAAAAAAAGCUUUUUAUAUAUGAUUAUGUUUUUUGCUUCGUUUCAAAGAAUCAAUCCAGCUUGAAGCCAUUUUCUAACAAGGUGCUUCUGUUUUCUUAAUGUAAAAAGUAGACAAUUUUAAGUAGCAGCACAUGUACAGUUAGAUACAGUAUGGGAAAAGCUUUUCUGAAACAAACUGCUUUCAUAUUAGUGAAAACAAUAACAGUAACCGGCUCAUAAACACACAAUAUAUGUGUAUCUUAUAAUUAUAAUUGUUGCUUGUAGGUAAUUUUUUCAGACAUUGUACAUAGGAACUUUUUGAUUUAAAGAACCGUACAAUUAAAACCUGGCUAUUUGGGGAAAUACCCAGUCGACUUGAGAGUACUUGAGUGAAACGUAUCUAAAAAUGGAAUUUGGACCACUGUUUCAUGUUUCAUAACCCCACUGUGCUACUGAUGGAAUCAAAAGAGGUACCACAAGUUCUGAAAUGCUGUGAUUCUGAGGACAAUGAAGGUUUGUGUGUGCUUUUUGUGUGUGUGUUUGUCUGUUUCUUUCUAAAUGACUUAAAGGCACAGGAAGGCUGAUUCACUUUUGAGAGGAUAUUGUUGGCUUUCUUUUUGAUAGGAUUAGUAUGAUCCUGAUUUUGAUUUGCACAGACACACAAAGUGAUAAUUGGGAUAUGUGAUGUUCUGCUAUUGUGUUGGUUAUGUAAAGUUCUUGGGCGGGAAGGGGGGCGGUUGGGUUCAAGUUGGAACGUUAGUGAACUGGAAACGUCCAAGAACUUGUGAUGUUUGCCUUUGUGAUGUAGCUGGUUGGUGGUAAAUGACUAAGGACAAAAAUAAUCACAAUGCUUAUAGUUUAGAUAAAAAUAAAAGAACAAUCACUCUGUGGUACCCAAAUUGCAUUUUACCAACUUGUCAAUACACUGUACAUUGAAUGUUUUGUUUUUUUGACGGACCUAAAAGUAGAUGUUGCGAAGGUAUUUACAGUGUCUCUUUUUUCCAACUUUUCCCUUUUUUUAAAUACACAAUAUAUAUAAACGAAAUGUUAAAAGGUUCAUAGGAUGUAUGUGAAGUAUUUUUGAGAGAUUCUAUUUUGCUGGACACAAUAUAUUAGUAAUUUGUCAACAAAAAAACAAAGAAAAAAGAAUAUAUGAGAUCUUUUGUAAAGUGAAACGUUUAUGCAUGCUUUUUUGAAAAGAUGUUUACAGUGUAUUUAAGAAGGGAAACUUGUGCCUUUUUUUCUCACAAAAGUUACCAUUUUACAGUAUCUAUUGUAAAUAAAUCAGUGAAUUAUUUCGUUGCGUUGUAUGGAACAUUUCUAUAUUAAAUAUUUUCCGGAUGUUGGGACAAAGUUCACACAUUUCCCUCCAAACAGUUUAACGACUGCCUAUAGUUGAACAGAAUUCACGGUAAGACCCCGAGAGCACGACAGAUAUACAUUUAUUUACUUUUCACCGCAGACUUGUUUACUCCCUGAAUGUCACUAACUUCAAACUUGUCAUUUUGCUCUGUAGUAAUGUGAAUUAAUUGUACGUUUUUGUGUUUUUUUCCUCUUCACUUUGCCUAAAAAUCUAACAAACAAAACAACUUAGAGCUCACAUCAGAGGUUAGCUACAUAAUAUAGAAAGAAAAAUGACUUUUGGUUGCCAAAACUUUUUAUCCCAGAUUAUUAUUACGUUCAUCUUCUUGUUGUUUAAUAUUUAAAGAAUACAAACCAAGCAAAUACAUUGACACUGAACUCCUUAUAGUUUUGCACUGUUAGAAAAAGUUUUUUUUUUAUGUUUUGUAAAGGCUUUCACAAGUUAUCGACGUCUUGUGAAUGAGCCAUGCUGUAUAUUAUUAUUAUUUAUACAGUAUAUGAAAAAUAUAUGGAAUUUGUAAAACAGUAUAAAAAAUUUCACCUAAAGACAGAAGUAGAACUGGAAGUCCAACUGAAAUUGAAUUCAGAUGUCCAUCAGCAACAUAAAGGAAUAUAGAUUGCCAAGCUUGCUGCAGCGUGUUUGAAAUUUACGUCACUCCAUCAGCAAAUGAUGAAACUUGAAAUACUGAGAAUUGGUGUGAAUCCACACUUUUGAGAUGCUCGUUCCUUUAGAUUCGACUGUCUUUUUAGAUGUGUUUUUUGGGGGAGUCUUAUAACAUGUAAAACUAUGCAUUUGUACAAAUCACAUUACCACCAAGCAGCACCUUUGUGCAAAAUAAGGGCAAAGCAUGGUCAAGGUAAACAAUGUCAAAACCGAAUAAAAUGCAGCUUACUAGUAUAUACCCACAGAUCAUGUGUUAUGGUGGAACAUUAACACCUGUUUGUUAAUAGAUACUGAUUUCUUUUCUUUAUUUGGGGACAAAUCUGAAUCUCUGUGUGUGCUAUACAUUGUUUCAAGAGACAAAGCCAUAUCUCUUUUGUGACAAAAGAGCAUUUCCUGUUCAUAUUUUGAUUUUCCCUUUUUUAAAAACAUUGCUUUGUACAAUACUUGUUAGCAAAUCUCCUCAGUACGGAAAUAUUCAACAUGAGCAAAAGACAGAUGCAACUAUAGUUCCUCUAAACUGUAUACCUUGAUGCAGAUUUUUUGCCAUAACUGUGUUUGCAGAAACAUCAAGGGAUUCCAAUAAAUCUGUUAACAAUA